UAGUCUAAGCCCGCUGUAUAAAAGAAGGUGAGGCACAACUCCAGAGGCUUCAGAAAACUUCAAACACUCAAACAGAAUCAAACGCAUUAGAACAGCCAUCCUGGGCCAACAAAAGAGGCACUUCUUCAUCUAGCACAUGACACAGCUCUGACCAUGUGGACUUUGUUAUUUGUAGUGUUUGCUACUGGAUCACCAGCUGUACUUCAGGCAGCCCCGGUUCAGGGUAACAGUGGGAGAUGCAGUUUUGCUGGUGUUUUCCACAUCGAGGGAAUCAGUCGUUACUCUCUUACCUUUCAGAAGGCUGGUGAACUGUGUCAGAGUUUAGGUUACAGACUUGCAACACAAGAACAGGUCACUGAAGCCUAUAAAAAAGGCUUGAGAACUUGCAGAUACGGCUGGAUUGAUGGUCAAAAUGUCACGUUCCUCCCACACAUUAAUGGUCCAAACUGUGACUCCAGCUCUGCUGAGAUCACCUUCCAUGCUAAAGCAGGAGAAUUUCUUUCUGAUGUCUACUGUUUUGACCCAUCAGAUUCAUCACCAAACUGUGAUGAUGUUAAAUCUGAGGAUGUUAUGAAUGGAAACGCAGCCAGAGACAGUUCAUUCUAUGCAAAACCACAUGAAGACUUCAUUACAGAAUUCAAGACAGAAGGGUUUUUGGUAGAUGUGGAAGAAAUAUUGGAAAGAGUAAAAAGAGAAACAUCUCUUCUGAGUGACAUGAAACCCUCAACAGUGCCCUCUAUGAAAAAUAUUGAAGGCAUCAAGGACCCUACAAGCAAGCCUCAUAUUGGAAAGACCCCCAGUGUUUUGCUAUUUGAUACAGAGGGCAGUGGAUCGGGAUUGGUUGAUCCUGAGCCAAGCCAUUUCACAACAAGUCCGGUUACUACAGAGACAGCGAAGAGUAAUUUAAUUGAAAACGUUAUUGAAGAGAAUGAAGAGAUGGUGGUUCCAGUAGAGACUUCAAAUGUGAACCCCAUUCAAGUCAAGGAACCAAGACGAGUGAAUGUAUUUUCAACAACAGAAAGUAAUGCGAAGGAGAUGGUUUCAGAUGGAUCGUCUUCUACUUGGAUGAUAAUUACUGCAUUCUGUGUGUUUAUUGGAGUCAUAGUAUGCAUAUUUGUGGCUAUUGGCACUAGAGACAAGUGGUACGGACCGAGUAAGAGUGCAGACAUCACAACUGAAAAGAACAACAAAGACUACAGUAAAACAGAAACGCUGCCGCUGUCAGAGAAAGAGCAGGAGAUUGUGGCACUGAUGAAUGUUACGAACAUGAAAAAUGGGCAAACAGUGGACAUAACAGCUGCAGAUGAACACGAAAAAGAAUAUUUAAUGUAAAAGAGGUGAGCUGAUUGAAAAUGGUGAACACUGAGAGCCUAAGACUGAGCUCCAACAACAGAUCACAAUAAUGUUUAGCAGUAUACCAAAUCAAGCGUAUGUUUUGUUUUGUUUUUUCAGUUCUGGUUACUCUUGUUUGCACUGAUUAUGUUUUUGUUUCUGUUAUUUGUUAGAUUCGUUGUGUCAUUUGCUGCCAUUUUGUUACUUAACAGUUUUUUUCACUUACAGAAAAUGCUUUCUAGCUUAUCAACUGAUUGUUGAGAAUGAUAUGGCGAAAAAACAUUUUAACACUGGUUUUCAUCUGUUUGUAAGUACUAUGUACUGUUUGUGAUAAUGCAUUUUGGAAUGUUGACGUUGCCUUGUCUUUUAGAAAUAGAGAAAACCCUAUCCAGUUCGUAUUUCAGUGAAGCCACUGUAUGUCUUUGCCUUCAUUAAGUUACAAAUAAAGAUGAAUUACGUCCGCUCUCGCAGCA
Danio rerio (zebrafish) is the source of this 1805-nucleotide messenger RNA. The record is from RefSeq and is a predicted model, not a curated record. Lineage: Eukaryota; Metazoa; Chordata; Actinopteri; Cypriniformes; Danionidae.